Molecule: messenger RNA, 1845 nt
Organism: Pleurotus ostreatus (oyster mushroom)
Lineage: Eukaryota; Fungi; Basidiomycota; Agaricomycetes; Agaricales; Pleurotaceae
Exons: 6
Coding region: 1-1845 (614 amino acids)
Source: RefSeq, a predicted model, not a curated record
AUGGUCAGGCUGCCCAGCAGGAAGGCCUUGGAGGCCAUGAAGCGCACAGAUAUACAGAAACUGUGCAAGGAUUACGGCGUCAAGGCAAAUCUCAAGACCGAAGCGCUAAUUGAUCUACUGCAGAGCAUCAACACUCCACAACCUACUCGAGAACCACCGCAGCCACAACCACGCAAGGUUUCAACCAGAAGGUCGAGUCGUGCGGGACCGAGUCGCACUAGCUCAAUCGUUAUCCAUGAUUUUGAAGGAGAGGACGAGGAGGAACAAGGACAAGAAGAAUUGCAAGAACAGGAAGAAGUACCACACAUUCCAAACCCGCCGCCAUCGCGAACGAGGAAGGCCAAGGAAACUCAGCUGAGGCUAGGGGUCGGGCGGCCGAAGGCUGCAGGUGGCUCUGGUGCCAGAGCUGUGACUAAAUCCGUGAGUCUGUCGAAGGGAAAGCGUGCAAAGAGCAGCAAGACCAUGAAACCGUCCGAAGCUCCUAUCCCGGAGGAAGCGGAGGAACAGGAUCCCCCAGAGCCCAAGCAUUCCAGUCUCGGUCUAGAGCUAGUUACUGCAUCGCCAGAACCGACUUUAAAGCCCCGGUCACCUACGCCAGCAGAACCAUCAGCGGAAUCGGCGGUCAUUGCUGAGACUUCCGCCGUUCAACCUCUUCGUGAACAGUUGGCGGCUCUUCACAACGAAGUCGAGCGACUGAAAAGAGAUCAACAGCAGGUCCACGUUCUACAAGCCACACUCGACAUAUUAACCACUGAGCUGGAUGAUCUUCGCGGCCAGACCACAGAGGCACUGUCAAUAGCAAACGAACUCAGACAAGCUCUGAAGACCCCUUCGAUUCCCAGGACACCCUCCCCACGGAGUCCUCGACAGGAAGUCCCACCAGCGCCCCAUUCUAUAAGUGCAACUACAUUUGCCGCCAUUGCCGGUCCUUCUUCCAAGAAAGGUGAACCACCUUGCGAUCCUCCUUCACCCACAUCACGCGCCGCCGAGAGAGGUGGGCUGCAGCAUCCGGGCUUCGCAUUGACGACUCUAGGCAAGCGACAUAGAGAUUCGACGACAUCAAAUAUCACCGGUAUAAUGGAAGGUGAGGACGACGAUAUCCCGGAGGAUGAGCUCCGCACGAAAGUGAUACGCCCGAUGAAGAAACGGCUAAAAACAACCAGAGACUCGUCCACACCCAACAAUGCCACUGCCGGUCCGUCUCGACAACGCGAUAGUCCCAGGACUCCCACAAAUAGAGAUGACGAGCCGCGGAUCCCCACUUUCUCUAUCUAUCGUGAUCCUGAUCCGUCAGAUUAUGUAGAUCCUCCGCCACCGACUAAUCAUCUUCCGGACUUCUUUGAAGCCGCAAUAGCAGGCUCGUCCCGACAGACAAGCACGAGCUCCGAAGCCACCACAGAAAAUCAACACCCAUUUAGUUUCUCCUUCCUUCCUUACACCUCGACACCAGCACAUCCUAGUCUUGUCCCCCCUCUUCCAUACCCUGAAAUUGGGCAAUCUCCUACUCCAGCGGGACUCAGCCGUCUGGGUCUUGGACGACCAAGCACCUUCCAGCCAUUCGGUCGAUCACCUCGUGCAGAUGCUGAUGAACACCAAGAUGGUGGGGCAUUCGUCAACCCUGCGGCGUUGUCCACUGACAACCAUCGGGAGUCCUCAAGCAGUGCUGGUACACCAUCAGCGCAGACUCCAGGAUCAAGCAGGACUCCGCAAGAACCUCAUCCGAAGCCAGUAACUAUGUAUGGAACUGAGCUCGAAGGUGAUACCCGUUUUGGAGAUUUUGGUGUCGAAGGUGUUGCGAGCAGCGGACAGAUGCUGCCCAACUUCUGGACAGGCGGCAAGUUUUGA